GACCAGAAAGAGGAACCAGAACCAACACGUAGAAAUCUGUAGCAGAGAAAAGCCUCACAACGUUCACAGAGAGACACAGAAUGGCUCUGCUGGAGUUCGUUUUAAUUCUGCUGCUUCAUGCUGAAGCAGGCGUCAGUGGAGGAAUAAUCGAUCUCUACAAUAAACCUGGAGAUGAGGUUGUUUUACCUUGUAACAGUAAACCAUCAUCUUCCUCAUGUUCCGAUGUUUACUGGUUUCACAGCAGAGAUGAAAGACGUGUAACUGAAGAGGAGGUUAUAGAUGGAAAUGUUAUUAAAAACUCAGCUCGAGCUGCCAGACUGAGUGUGAACAGUAACUGCUCUCUGGUCAUCAACAACAUCACUGAUGAAGAUGUCGGUCAUUACAUCUGUGGAUAUUGGAAAAGUUUUGACAGCGACUCAUAUGUGUUUCUAAAUAUUCUGACUGUCUCUCCGUCUCCACCAGAUGCUGAUCUACAGAAGGAUGAAGUCACAUUAACCUGCUCUCUGUGGAGAUACAGUAACAUUAAUCCUUGUAAACAGAGCAGCUUCCGCUGGUUGGAUGAUGAAGGAACUGAGCUGCAAGAUGAAAGUGUUGAUUUCUACGUCAACCAGACAAACUGUGUUUCCAGCCUGACUGUAAAACAUCAGAGAGACCACAACAGAAGAUUCACCUGCCAGUUUGUUGAAGGAAACAGUGUGAAGAUAGAAGCUCACUACACACCUGAUUCUACGGAACCAGCCUCCACAGAACCAGCCUCCACAGACUGGUUUCCUCUGAGAGGCUUCAUGUGGACUCUGUGCAUCACAGGACUGAUUCUUCUGAUUGGAAUCACUGUUGUUGUUUUUCAGAGGAGGAAGCAAAAAGCAGCUGAAAGACAGCAAAGUGAGUAAAAACUGAACUUUUCUUCUUUAUAAUUUCAAACAUCUACAUGGUCUUCUUAUAUAUAGAC
Messenger RNA from Melanotaenia boesemani (Boeseman's rainbowfish), 949 nucleotides. RefSeq lists its product as uncharacterized. The record is from RefSeq and is a predicted model, not a curated record. Gene Ontology annotation, biological process: positive regulation of ERK1 and ERK2 cascade; T cell activation; interleukin-15-mediated signaling pathway. The transcript is spliced from 5 exons. Gene Ontology annotation, molecular function: protein tyrosine kinase binding; MHC class II protein binding. Lineage: Eukaryota; Metazoa; Chordata; Actinopteri; Atheriniformes; Melanotaeniidae. Gene Ontology annotation, cellular component: external side of plasma membrane; membrane raft. Bases 81 to 890 code for a protein of 269 amino acids.